This is a messenger RNA of Acyrthosiphon pisum (pea aphid), 2430 nucleotides long. RefSeq names its product heat shock protein 68-like. Lineage: Eukaryota; Metazoa; Arthropoda; Insecta; Hemiptera; Aphididae. The record is from RefSeq and is a predicted model, not a curated record. Gene Ontology annotation, molecular function: ATP-dependent protein folding chaperone; ATP binding. The transcript has a single exon. The coding region runs from base 312 to 2237 and encodes 641 amino acids.
AACCUUCUCGAACGUUCGGUCCGGCUAUAUAACCGCAAACGGCGCGCUCCCCGGCAUCAGUUCGAAUUCGUGAGCGACAACUUUGUGGUUCGUGUUUUGACGAGACGACUUUACAUUGUUAUUGCGACUCUCGGUGUUAAAAACAUUUUAUUUUACUGUGCGCGUUUUAAAGUCAACGAGUGAUUUAAUAUAAUCGUAGCUGCUAUCGAAUCGCGGUACUAUACGUAUAUUAUACUAUUAUACACACUAAAACAAGUUUGUGUUUUGUUUCGCAUUUGUAACUGUUGUGCGUCGUGACUGUGGUUGACGAGAUGGCCGGACGGACGGCGAUUGGUAUCGAUCUGGGCACCACGUACUCUUGUGUGGGUAUCUGGCAACACGGAAAAGUGGAAAUCAUCGCCAACGACCAAGGUAACAGGACCACCCCGAGUUAUGUGGCGUUUACUGACACUGAACGUCUGAUUGGCGACGCGGCCAAGAACCAGGUGGCGAUGAACCCCGUCAACACGGUGUUCGACGCGAAACGUCUGAUCGGCCGUCGUUUCGACGACGACAAGACGCAGGCGGACAUCAAGCACUGGCCGUUCAAGGUGAUCAACGAUGGCGGGAAGCCCAAGAUCCAAGUGGAGUUCAAGGGCGAACGGAAGGUGUUCGCGCCGGAGGAAAUCAGUUCAAUGGUGUUGGCCAAGAUGAAGGAAACCGCGGAAGCGUACUUGGGCCGUAACGUGACGGACGCCGUCAUCACGGUGCCAGCGUACUUCAACGACUCCCAGAGACAGGCGACUAAAGACGCGGGCGCCAUAGCCGGGCUGAACGUGAUGCGAAUAAUCAACGAACCGACGGCCGCGGCACUGGCAUACGGUCUGGACAAGAACCUGAAGGGUGAGCGGAACGUGUUGAUAUUUGACCUGGGUGGUGGCACGUUCGACGUGUCGAUACUGCAGAUCGACGAGGGAUCGAUAUUCGAAGUCAAGUCCACGGCGGGUGACACGCACUUGGGUGGCGAGGACUUCGACAACCGGCUGGUGUCUCAUCUGGCCGACGAGUUCAAGCGGAAGACCAAGAAGGACGUGCGCGCCAAUCCGAGGGCGUUGCGACGCCUGAGGACGGCCGUCGAACGGGCCAAGAGGACGUUGUCGUCCAGCUCAGAGGCCACAGUGGAGAUCGACGCGCUGGUCGAUGGCAUCGAUUUUUACACACGGGUGUCUCGGGCCCGUUUCGAGGAGCUGUGCGCCGACCUAUUCCGGUCGACGCUGCAGCCGGUGGAGAAGGCGUUGGCGGACGCCAAGUUGGACAAAGGUGACAUACAGGACGUGGUGCUCGUGGGUGGUUCGACAAGGAUCCCGAAGAUCCAGAGUCUCCUGCAAAACUUCUUCUGCGGCAAGCCGCUCAACCUGUCCAUCAACCCCGACGAGGCGGUAGCGUACGGCGCGGCGGUGCAGGCGGCCAUCCUCAGCGGAGACACGAGUUCUGCGAUCCAAGACGUGUUGCUCGUGGACGUCACCCCCCUGUCACUCGGCAUCGAGACCGCGGGUGGCGUGAUGACCAAAAUCAUCGAGCGCAACUCGACCAUUCCGUGCAAACAAACGCAAACAUUCACCACGUACGCGGACAACCAACCGGCCGUCACCGUGCAGGUGUUCGAGGGUGAGAGGGCUAUGACGAAGGACAACAAUCUGCUGGGUACAUUUGACCUGACCGGCAUACCCCCGGCGCCCAGGGGAGUGCCCAAGAUCGAAGUGACUUUCGACAUGGACGCCAAUGGCAUUUUGAACGUUUCGGCCAAGGACAACAGCUCUGGGCGCUCCAAGAACAUCGUCAUCAAAAACGACAAGGGCCGUCUGUCCCAAGCCGAAAUCGAUCGCAUGCUCAGUGAGGCCGAACGGUACAAAGAAGAGGACGAACGACAAAAAGUGAAGAUCGCGGCCAAAAACCAGCUCGAGAGCUACGUGUUUGGUGUUAAACAGGCGUUGGACGAGGCUGGCGACAAGUUGACCGAAUCUGAGAAGAACACCGGCAAAAAGGAAUGCGAAGCGGUCAUCCAGUGGUUGGAUAGCAAUCAGUUGGCGGAAAAGGAAGAGUAUGAGUUCAAGCUAAAGGAAAUCCAAAAUAGCUGUUCGGCUCUCAUGUUGAAGAUACACGGCGCAGGACAACCCGGAGCAACUAACGCACCUCCCGGUGCUAACGGUUUCCCUGGAGCCCGUCCCCGAGGACCUACCGUCGAAGAAGUCGAUUAAUAUUCUGUAACUAUAAGUGAUCUCAUAUUUGUAAAUAACAUUGUCAAUGGUAUAUCCUAUAUUCUGUUUCCUACUAUAUUAUAAAGUAUUCACUAUAGAUUUAAGUUUAGAUUUAUCUGUCUAUUGCACUUCAUAAUUUAUUAUUAUUAGGUUUUCGGCAAAAUAAAUAUUCAUUCUUUAUUAUAGCUGUAUA